UUUCAUCCCAUGCGCAGUGCGGUUUGUUUGUUGUUGUAUGAUAAGCGGAGGGUCUGUGUAGGACUGUGCGUGGUACCGACCGGCAAUGGAGGAGGGGGCUCGCCGGUCUAGCUCUUCGGGGAAUCCUGGGCCUUUUUUCCGGGAGUUAGGCCGAGGGUUUGCAUAUUACAACAAGCAUCUGGGGAGGCUGCAACAAAAUCUGCGCGAUACCAAGAAUUUUUUUCGUGACAUAAAGCAUACGUACCGGGAGCAGGAGUCGGACGCCGGGGGAGACGAGAUCGGACAGCUGCAGUGCAUUGCUUUCCCAAGACAAGAGGAGGAAUACCUGAAACUGACAGUGCGCUGCCGCCCUUGUAUAUUUAUCCUAGGGCAGAACUGUAAUGCUAGAGGUAGAGUCACAAAUUCUCUUUUGGGUGACCCACUACUUCCUAUUGGCACACACUGUAACCCAGACACUUGCAAAAGACGGCGCAUCAGGUUCAGGCAUGGAAAACAGACGCUUGUAAGCUUGGCAUUGCCAGAACAGUAUGAACUAGUGCACCAACUUGUAGCUCAUCAAGGCAAGUGGGAUACCAUCCCUCAGGAAGACCUGGAGGUACCGGAGGAUGAGGAAGAUCCGGCACACCGGAUGGCAGAGCUGGAGGUAACACUGCCUCAUCAUCUUCUGCAGGAUGUUGACAUUGUUGUAUCCCCUUGCCGUGGCUCACAGUCAGUAACUACAACCAUGGAAGAUUAUGUGGACCAUGUGCAAUCUGUAAUUGUAUAUGCAGUAAGUGAAGAAGCACUCAUACCAGAGGACCAGGAUGAACUAACAGACAUAAAGACAAAGUACAAGCUACCAGUUUUCUUCAUACGGACAUCCUCUUCCAAAGACAAACUUAUCGGGGCACCAGAAGGAGGGCGCUCAGCUUUGUAUGAACAACUAAUGCAUCUGGGUUAUUUAAAAAAGGGUUUAUGCAAUUGUGGGGCGGCAGGGUCUGGUAGCCCAGCCCCUAGUAUUCUAGUUGAACAGUUUGAGAAGUUGCGUCAGCUGAGUAGCUUCUCUCGGCAGGUCCUGCAAAUGCACUUGGUGGAUGCUGCAAUGGUGCUAAAUAUGGUGCACAGUCGCUGCCUGGAUUUGUUCAUAAACAAAGCUUUUGACAUGCGACGUGAUUUGCAAAUCACUCCCAAAAGGCUGGAAUACACUCGGCAAAAGGAGAGUGAAUUGUUUGAAUCCUUAAUGAAAAUUUCUGACCGCAAACAAGAGGAGUUGAAGGAUAUGAUUGUGGAGACUCUAAACAGCAUGAGAGAACAGCUCCUAGAGGAUGCAGCAAACAUGGCAUUUAAGGAUAUUAAAUGCAGCGUAUCAUGUUGAAGUAACUUUCAAUUCUGGAUCCACUGUCACAAGAAUGGUGUGGGAGCAGAUAGUGCAGAUCAUUCAGCGAAUCAGUUGGGUGAGCCCACCUGCCAUCACACCAGAAUGGAAACGCAAGGUAGCCCAGGAUGCCAUUGAAAGCUUGAGUGCCUCCAAACUUGCCAAAAGCAUCUGCAGCCAGUUCUGUAAGAGACUGAAGAGCUCUCAUGAAGCUUUUGCUGCCUCUCUCAAACAGCUGGAAGUUGGACACUCUGGGAGGCUUGAAAAGACUGAAGAUCUUUGGCUAAGGGUUCGUAAAGACCAUGCCCCUCGUCUGGCCAGACUUUCCUUAGAGAGCCGGUCUCUGCAGGAUGUUCUUCUGCAUGGUAAACCAAGGCUAGGUCGUGAGCUAGGGCGUGGCCAGUAUGGAGUGGUUUACCUGUGCGAUAGCUGGGGUGGACACUUUCCUUGUGCUCUGAAAUCUGUAGUUCCCCCUGAUGAAAAACAUUGGAAUGACCUGGCUCUGGAAUUUCACUACAUGAGGUCUCUACCAAAACAUGAGCGUUUGGUGGAUCUCCACGGUUCUGUUAUCGAUUACAAGUAUGGAGGUGGUUCCAGCAUAGCGGUGCUGCUUAUCAUGGAACGUUUACAUAGAGAUCUCUACGCAGGCCUAAAGGCAGGACUUACUCUGGAGACACGACUACAAAUAGCUCUUGAUGUAGUAGAAGGGAUCCGUUUCCUGCACAGUCAAGGGCUUGUCCACAGGGAUAUUAAACUGAAGAAUGUCUUGCUGGACAAGAAAAACCGAGCAAAGAUCACAGAUUUGGGUUUCUGUAAGCCAGAGGCCAUGAUGUCUGGAAGUAUUGUUGGGACCCCUAUACACAUGGCACCAGAACUCUUCUCGGGUAAGUACAAUAAUGUAAUAAGACCUAUAUUAAAGAACUGAUUAAAACUAUCCAAUGUUUGAAUGCGAUUUAGAAAAUACACCUUCACUUUUAAUUCUAUCGGAAAUGUUUAGUUUGUUUUUAAAAUAGUCUCUCAAACUGAGUCCACCUCCUUGUGAAUAUUUAGAGCUUCAGAUGUUUUAAUUAUGAACAUGA
This is a messenger RNA of Bombina bombina (fire-bellied toad), 2433 nucleotides long. It is a transcript of the gene DSTYK, whose product is annotated as dual serine/threonine and tyrosine protein kinase. Gene Ontology annotation, molecular function: protein kinase activity; ATP binding. NCBI's taxonomy places the organism in Eukaryota, Metazoa, Chordata, Amphibia, Anura, Bombinatoridae. The record is from RefSeq and is a predicted model, not a curated record. Gene Ontology annotation, biological process: protein phosphorylation.